Metarhizium brunneum ARSEF 3297 is the source of this 2364-nucleotide messenger RNA. RefSeq names its product Serine/threonine-protein kinase gad8. NCBI's taxonomy places the organism in Eukaryota, Fungi, Ascomycota, Sordariomycetes, Hypocreales, Clavicipitaceae. Gene Ontology annotation, molecular function: ATP binding; protein kinase activity; protein binding. Gene Ontology annotation, cellular component: nucleus; cytoplasm. The record is from RefSeq and is a predicted model, not a curated record. Gene Ontology annotation, biological process: protein phosphorylation.
AUGGGUGAGAACUUUAAAGAGCCGGAUAUUGUGCUACCCUGCAUCCUAACGGUAACCCUUCAUGAGGCUCCUGGCCUGCCUGCACUAUAUGAUAAACGUCGGUAUGCACUCUUGAACUAUGAUAAAUGCGAAGUGCCAGUGGAACCCUAUCUGGUAUUUGCAAACGAUCCUAUCUUGGUGCAAAAGGAUUACAAUGUCUGCAAAUUCUACGUUGCUCGUCUUGCAGAGUUAACCAUUUCCUUCUAUGUCCCUGAUCCAGAAGAUGCGCCAGCGAUGCUUUUGGGUGUAGCACGAGUAAAACCUUUUAGUAUUUCAAGAUCCGCCAACUCCCGCUGGCUGCCAGUGGGCCAUGAUUCUGCUGCCAGAGUUCGUGUCAGUUUCGAAUAUCAGCGCACUUUGCAAGAGCCGAAAUUUCGGUUACUAGGGGGCGAUAUGAUACGAAGCAGAUCGAGAUACGUUGGAGUAUUCAAGUCGGAAGAUAUAGGGCAAAGAUAUGCUGAUGGGUGGUUCUCAAAUGAGCACAUCUCUUCGCCUGACCUGAUCUCGUUCUUACCAUCUCAAAUCAACCAUCCGUUUAUCGCCUCAGUUACACAUUCUUAUGAAUCGGAAUAUGAAUUACACCUUCUUUCGCCGUACGUUAGCGGCGGACAUCUUUUUCAUCACAUUCAGAAUCAGCGACGUUUUGAUCCUGAUACAUCUCGACUAUACAUCGCUGAGAUUUUGUGCGCGCUAGAAUACAUUCACGAUUUUCAUAGCAUCUUUGGUUGGCUGAAGCCGCAGAAUGUUCUUCUAGACCUUUCAGGCCAUAUUGUUCUGUGCGGCUUCGGUCUCUUCAUCCUGGAGGCAAAGAAUAGAGAUUCCACGACACCUAGAGUAGCUGAGUACCCGGCACCAGAGCUACUCCUUGGCAGUGAUGCAACUCGACUGGCAGAUUAUUGGACAUUGGGAAUCUUCCUUUACGAGAUGCUAGUGGGAGAACCAUUAUUUUAUGACGAAAAUCCCACUAAUAUUACGGAAAAGAUCCUCAAACAGCCUCUUGAAUUUCCUGGCAAUAUAUCCACAGCAGCCAAGGACCUUAUAACUCGCCUUCUUGAUCGCAGGCCGCAGGAACGCCUGGGUGCACAUGGAGCGUCUGAAAUUAAGAAUCAUUCUUUUUUUAAGACUAUAAACUGGCAAAAGGUUCUCCAGCGGAACUAUGAACCUGCUUUCAAGCCAGAAUAUACACCAGGUUCUAACCCCUUAUGUGGCUCUUGUAACUUCUCACCAAACCACGUAUCUGGAUCGUUUGAGCAACAUGGUGUGCCUGGAAGCUUUGAGCCACCAGAGCCACCAUCAAUAUUCCAAGGACUGAACAGAUGGGCCAUGGCCCAAGGGGGGAGGGCCACCGAGAAUUCGGAGACGACUAUUCAAGCGGACAAUGAAUGGGACUUGAUAUGGCAAGAUUCACAGCCGCAAAGCUUUCAUUUCCAUAAUCGUGUCACAGGGGCAACAAGACCAGUUCCUUCUCGGGCUGUUGAUCCUUGCGCUACCCAGGACGCCGCAACUUAUACCAACAUUGGCUUAGAUACUACUCCUGGUUUAACGCACAAGUUAGACGCGCUUGAAGCUGCGUUGCGAGCCGGAUACGACCAUGCUGUCUCGGAGCUAUUGACAUACAACAUGGACUUGAAUGUCGAGAUUUUUGGCCGGGACCGGAGGCGCCCACUCCAUUGGGCGGUAAAGCAUAAAAACCUCCAUCUAGUUUGCCUAUUCCUGGAGCAUGGCGCAAACGCUGAUUUUGGCGGCCCUGCCCUAAUCCAAGCCGUGGAAAUCGGGCAUCUUGGCAUUGCAGAAGCUCUUGUGUCAAAAACGAGCCGAGUGGCCUGUACCCAAUCUUUAGGUCUCGCCGUCGACAAACAGGAUAUGAACAUGGCAAGACUUCUCUUAGGCUACGGUGCUCACUGUGACUUUGAAAAAGACGAUCGCCCACACCCUCAGCCAACGUGGGAUCAAAGUUUUAUGGGCUGUGAUAUUUCUCGACCACAGGAGUUUAAACCCCCUCUUAUCCGGGCAAUUCAGAAGCACGACAUUGAUAUUGUUCGGUUAUUACUCUUGCAUGGGGCGGAUCCUAAUGUUGCCCUUCAUGAUACUUUUGACUGUGGUAGAGCUGUCCAACUGGCUAUGAAGGCUGAACAGCUAGGAAUAGUACAGUUGUUACUUGACAGCGGCGCAGAUAUUAGUUUGCCGGGUGAUACUUGGGAAGGGUCAGGACAUAAAUGUCAUAUUUCGAAGAGGCCAGUCUAUCAAAAUGUGACGGCCAGAUUGCGAGCAGCCAUGGCGGCAAAAAAGUUGGGCAAGGCGGCAAAUCUAUAUGUUUCGGGAUAG